This is a messenger RNA of Arachis duranensis, 2467 nucleotides long. RefSeq lists its product as uncharacterized. Bases 268 to 2160 code for a protein of 630 amino acids. The record is from RefSeq and is a predicted model, not a curated record. NCBI's taxonomy places the organism in Eukaryota, Viridiplantae, Streptophyta, Magnoliopsida, Fabales, Fabaceae. The transcript is spliced from 5 exons.
GAUCCUCCAAAGUUGAUUGCAGGUUUGGCUUUUACCAACAAAGAUAAAGGAAAAAGCAGUUUCCUAUCAUAGUUCCCAACGGAUCCAGUCCAUGAAGUUAACUCCAGUCUACACACAAUCAGAACUACCAACUCGGUCCUCUUCUUUGUGUGCUUGAUUCUGGUGUUCCACCAUAAUCGGACCUCCCCUCUUUUGUCUUUUUUCUUUUUUAAAAAAAAUUUGGAGCAACUGAAUUUGGAUACUUGAAGCUAAAAGUUGAAGUAAUCCAUGGUGAUGCGAAAUCCUGUGGUCGAUCCACAAGAUCAGAGGAAAACUUCCAACAUGGAGGAUUCCUCUGCAAUGACUAUUGAAUUCUUGCGGGCUAGGUUGCUUUCUGAAAGAUCCAUAUCAAGAAGUGCUAGGCAGAGAGCUGAGGAACUGGCAGAAAAGGUUAUUGAAUUAGAGGAAGAGCUGAGGAAAAUCACUCUGCAAAGGAAGAUGGCUGAGAAGGCGACAGCAGAUGUUCUUGCAAUUCUGGAGAAUCAAGGGAUUGGUGAUAUAUCUGGAGAAUUUGAUUUGGGAUCAGAAGGGUCAGACCAUGAUAUUACUUGUGAUUCCAGUGUAAGUAAUGGUUAUGCAAAUGCUGCCGAGAGGUCUACGAGCUCAAAAGUGAGAAGACAUGCUUCAGAAGAGCUUUCUGGUUCAAAUGUGGAUCCAUCUCCAUCACCCGGUAGAAGCUUGUCCUGGAAAGGGCGUCUGGAUCCUUGCUGUUCCCUUGAAAAGUACAAGACUUCUCAUGUGAGAAGACGAAACAGUUUAUCAUCAAGCAGCUCUUCUGCAAGGCAUCUAGCAAAGUCAUGUCGCCGGAUAAAACAUAAAGAAACUAGCUCAGAGAAUGAAGUUGCAUCUUCUUCUGAAGGUUUUCCUAAUGACUCCAAUGGUGAGCCUUGUGUCCGUCUGAGAAUGGAAUCUAAAACUCAGGAAGAGGAUGAAUCAGACUUGAUGCUAGCUAUAAACAAAAAUCAUGAUCUUGAUGGAUGUGAAAGGGAGGACAUGGAAAAGGCUCUUGAACACCGGGCCCAACUUAUUGACCAGUAUGAAGCAAUGGAGAAGGCUCAGAGAGAAUGGGAAGAUAAAUUUAGAGAGAAUAACACUAGUACACCUGAUUCUUUUGAUAUGGGGAAUCAUUCUGACAUCACUGAGGAACGAGAUGAGAGAAAGGCUCAAAUUCCAUGCUCUGCAAAUGAGACCACCUCGUGUAUACAACCAGAUAAAUCAGAAAACAUAAGUGUUUAUGCACCUGAAAAAACGAUCAAUGCUGAGCGCAGAGAUGAUAUGCCAAAAUCCUUUGAUGAUACAGGUUAUAACAAUCAAAGUAGCAAAACUGUCAGCACUUCUGGCAUGAUUCAAGAAAGUUCACAUUCUCUGUUGAAGGCGAUCCAUAACCAUAGCCAAGAAAACCAACAUUCUCAAACUUCAGAUAGUCAUAAUCAAGGUCCAAGUAAGCAUGAAUUCCCCAACUUCAAGCCGACAGAUUCGUCAGCAACUGAUGUUUAUCAAGGUCUGCCCCUAAAAGAUAGCCAAAUGAACAAAAACGGCCUCUCUGAAUGGGGUGUUCAUAAGAAAUUUCAUGAAUUUAGUGUACUGGAAUCACUUAAACAUGCUAAGCUCUCCUUACAAGAAGAGAUCAGUAAGCUGCCUCUUGUGAAGAGUGGCAACCCUGGUAAAGACAUUAAUUCUUUGGCGACUAUCAGUAGAGAUGAGGAUAAUCGAUAUGACAUCCCUGUUGGAGUUGCUGGUCUGUUCCGAGUACCAGCUGAUAUAUCUUAUGGAGCUAUGGCUGGAUACAGUGCUCAUGAUUCAACUGCCAGAUUAAAGUUACAUCGUGGGAGAGGCAUUUCUGGAACUUGGGGUGGUCAACUUGGUGCAGAUUCGUACCAAAGCGCAAUGUUCUCUGCAAACAAUCAAUCACUUGCCACCCAAUUCAGUGAAACAUUCUCUACCACCCCUUCUGUUCCUUUAGGUAAUCAUGUGUUCCGUACGCAUCCCAUUUCUGCAUCUUAUCAAAUUGCAACUCGACAGAUGUCAUUUGAUGAAGGGCCUUCAAAACCCCAUUCAAGUAGCAUAGUUGAUGUUCCUCCUGCAUAUGAUUUCUCAUUUCAUGGUGAUCAUCUGAGAUAAAACAAGCAUUUAUGGCUACUUUAGGUUGCUAGUAGCUUCACCCUUGCUGCUAAAAGAGAUGGUUUUGGUCUAUUGUGCCUUGUGUCUGGGUUGAUAAUGGAAUGAGAGAUUAAUUGAUGCUAAAAUACUCUCAAAAUGCUAUGAGCACACUAAAAAUUAGCUACCAAAUUAGGCACUAUGUAUUUGUGUAUGAAUACAUAUGUAGUUUAACUCAUUUUUAAUGUGUAUUUUGUAUUUUAAUGUGUAUUUUACAUUGAUAGUCGAUUUUAGUAUACACUUAGCAUGGUUGAAAAUACCUGUAACUAUU